AUGACGCUGGAAGAUUUCGAGAAAGAGCUGGCCGAGCAGAAGGAGGCGGAAAAGAGACGCGAGCGGCGCAAGGAGCACGAGAAAUCCGAACACCGGCAUCGACACCAUCACCACCGCAGUUCUCGACAUCGCGACUCGCAUUACGGUGACGAAGAUGGACACCGGUCAAAGAGGCCGAGGCACUCCAGAGAUGAUGACACGUCAGAAAGCAGACACAAGCACAGCAGACACCACCACCACCGUCGGCGGAGUCGAGGGGAGGAUGACGACAUGGAAGAGGUGGAGGACGAGAAGCAGCCUGCGACAAGCUCGAAUUCGGGCGAAUUGAAGCGCGAUUCGUGGAUGGAAGCACCUUCGGCGCUGGAUAUUGAUUAUAUCCAGAGAAAAAGACCCGAGCCGUCGCCGCAACCGAAGGGUGGUUCUCUAGAGGCAGACUUCGGGCUGAAAAUGCACGAGAGAGAACUCAACCACCACCUGCGCGAUCUCAAGAACGGCACUCCUGUUGAUGACCUCGAAGCCGAGCCCGCCACCCACGAAGUCGAUUACACCUUUGGGGAUGCUGGCUCCCAGUGGCGCAUGACCCUAUUGAAGGCCGUGUACCGGCAAGCUGAAGAGACGGGCCGGAAGGUGGACGACGUCGCCGUGGAACGGUACGAUAGCCUCCGAGAAUUUGACGAUGCGAGGGAAGAAAAGAUCGAGCUGGAACGCCGCAAGACGUACGGCGAUAGCUACGUGGGCAAGGACAAGCCCAGCGGCGAGCUGUUCCAGGAGCGCAAGCUGGAUGCGGGCAUUCGACGGCCUCAUCCGCGGGAAUCUGAGGAGAGCCCGGACGUAUUGCUUGAGCAGAUGCCUGUUCCGGCGGCCACUGCCACCACCCGCAAAAUUGAUCGCACGGCGCUCAAUAAACUCAAUGCGCAACUCAUGAAAGCUCAAAUGCGGAACGACCCCAAGGCGGCAGAUCUGGAAAAAGGGUACAACGACGCGGUUGCUGCGUUUGAAUCACAGGAUCCCACAAUCAUCACCCUCUCCGCCAUGGACAAUCGGAUGCUCUCGUCUGCGCCUCGCAAUGAGGUCAAGGCGGUGCAGAACCGGCGGGGGGCCGAGCGGGGCCAGGUCGAGGAGAACGAGGACAUGAGCAUUGAAGACAUGGUCCGCGAAGAACGUCGCACCCGCGGACAGCAAGGAGGCGAGGGUUUGCACAUGGCUGAGAGGAUCGCAAAGGACGGCAAAUUCGACAAUGAUCUUGACUACCUCGACGAGAAUGCCGAAAAGCUGGCUAAACGGGUGCACAAGUCCAACAUCAACCUCCGCAACGUGGCCAUCAAUGAGUACCAGAAACUCAACAAGAUCCUGGAGAACUGUCCGCUCUGCCACCACGAAGACACCGACACUCCGCCCAUUGCCCCCGUUGUCUCCCUCGCAACGAGAACAUAUCUCACCUUGCCGACGGAACCGGAAUUGUCCCCCCAGGCCACCAUGAUCGUGCCGACGGAGCACCACACCAACCUCCUCGAAUGCGACGAUGACGAGUGGGAAGAGAUCCGCAACUUCAUGAAGUCACUCACGCGCAUGUACCACGACCAGGGCCGCGACGUCAUCUUCUACGAGAAUGCGGCGUUCCCGCACCGCAAGCCGCACGCCGCGUUGUGUGUCAUACCGCUUCCUUAUAGCUUAGGGGAGACCGCACCGGCGUUCUUCAAGGAAGCCUUUUUGAGUACGGAAGACGAGUGGUCCCAGCACAAGAAGAUCAUCGACACCCUCGCCAAAGCCAAGUCGGGAGGCUUGGGGAAACUGGCGUUCCGCCGGAGCCUCGUCAAAGAAAUGCCGUAUUUCCACGUCUGGUUCGAACUGGACGGUGGGAUUGGACAUGUAGUGGAGGACCAGGAGCGAUGGCCUCGAGGCGACCUCUUUGCGAGAGAGAUCAUUGGCGGCAUGCUGGGUUUGGAGCCCGAUGUCAUCAAGAGGCAAGGACGGUGGCGUCGAGGAGAGGACACGAGGGUCGAGGGGUUUCGAAAGGCAUGGAGGAAGUUUGACUGGACGAGGGUGCUCACGGAGGGGGGUGCCUAG
Fonsecaea erecta is the source of this 2067-nucleotide messenger RNA. RefSeq lists its product as hypothetical. Bases 1 to 2067 code for a protein of 688 amino acids. Lineage: Eukaryota; Fungi; Ascomycota; Eurotiomycetes; Chaetothyriales; Herpotrichiellaceae. The transcript has a single exon. Gene Ontology annotation, biological process: mRNA splicing, via spliceosome. The record is from RefSeq and is a predicted model, not a curated record. Gene Ontology annotation, cellular component: post-mRNA release spliceosomal complex.